UUCCACUAUAUAAGUGGAGCAACGUAAACGACUACUAUCACUACACAAAACAUCCGUCGACGUAAACCGUAAUGGCUUCUUUAACGUCUGCAUGCAAUUCCACCGCCCCGAGAACCGCCGCGUCAAUCUCCUCCGCCGCCGCCUUGCCAAAAUCCUCACACAUCCAUAUAACCUCCUCGAAACGUAACCAUCGUUUCGAAGUUUCAUGCAACGCCGCCGCAGACGGCGGCGCGUCCCAACCAAAGUUUGACAGAAGAGACGUCCUUCUUGGCUUGGGCGGCCUCUACGGCGCUGCAAGCCUGGUUGCCAACCCACCGGCAUCCGCCGCUCCCAUUCAAGCCCCGGAAUUCUCCAACUGCGUCGUCCCCGCCGCCGGUUUGCCCGCCGGCGCGGAUAUCCAAAACUGCUGCCCUCCCGUGCCGGCCUUCGUUAUCCCCUACCAACUUCCGCCGGUGAAUCCGUUUGCCUUAAAGAUCCGCCCGGCGGCUCACAAAUUGGACGCGGCGUACAUUGCGAAGUUUGAGAGAGCGAUCCAGCUGAUGAAGGAGCUGCCGGAGAACGACCCCCGCAACUUCUACCAACAAGCGAAAGUCCACUGCGCUUACUGCAACGGCGGCUAUGUCCAACCAGACUCCCCCAAUAAGGAGAUCCAAGUUCACAAUUCAUGGCUGUUCUUCCCUUUCCACAGAUGGUACAUGUACUUCUUCGAGAGAAUCAUGGGAAAAUUGCUGGGAGAUCCCACCUUCGCCUUGCCGUUCUGGAACUGGGAUUCGCCGGCCGGAAUGUAUAUGCCCUCCUAUGUCAACAACAUAUUCUCGCCGCUCUACGAUCAGAACCGCAACCAGUCUUUACUCACUCGCCUCAUGGACCUUGCUUUCUUCGGCCUGGACUUUCCUUUACCCGACCCACUCAGGAUUCAAUUCAACCUUUUCUUGAUGUACAAGACCAUGGUCAGCAACGGCGGAGCCGCCAUACUCUUCCAUGGACAACCUUACCGCGCCGGCGACGACCCGGGGCUCUUCCUACUCGGGGCCGGUUCUGUUGAGAAUAUUCCCCACGGAACAGUUCACCGGUGGACGGGGGAUUUAGCGAGAACACCCAACGGAGAGGACAUGGGGAACUUCUACUCCGCCGCUCGCGAUCCGUUGUUCUACUGCCACCACGCAAACGUGGACCGCAUGUGGACGAUUUGGCAGCAGCUCGGCGGCGCUGGGCGGAGAAGGGACUUUACUGACCCGGACUGGCUGGACGCCUCCUUCAUCUUCUACGACGAGAACGCCCAGGCCGUGCGGGUCCGGGUGGGGGACUCAUUGGAUAAUCAGAGAAUGGGGUAUAAAUACGCGUUUGAAAAUCUGCCAUGGCUGGAUUGCAAGCCGAUUCCGGCUAAGAAGAAGAAAGGAUUCGCCGCCUUGUCCGACGCGCCGCCCGUGGAGAGCGUGUUCCCGGUGACGCUGGACAAGGUGGUGAGAGUGAAGGUGCCCCGGCCGAGGAAGUCCCGGUGCAAGGAGGAGAAAGACGCGGAAGAAGAAAUCUUGCGGAUCGAAGGCAUUGAGGUUGCCGCCGACCAGUUUGCCAAGUUCGACGUGUUCGUGAACGACGAGGACGAGGAGCCGGCGUUGGAGAAACUGGCGGCGGAGUACGCCGGAAGUUUCGUCAACUUGCCGCAGAAUCACCACGGCACCGGGAAGAUCAAGACCAGUCUGUGCAUGGGGCUGAAUGAGGUGUUGGAAGACUUUGACUGUGAGGACGACGACGCCGUCGUGGUGACUCUGGUACCAAUGCCCUUCAGCGGCACCACCACCAUCAAAACCAUUAAGAUCAUCUACCAUUCUUAGAUCUAUUUGCAGAAAUCUGUCUAAAUCCCCAUUGCUUUCGGUGUGUGCUUGUUUUCUUUUCAAGCUUGCAUGUUGUACGUAAAAUUUGCAACCAAUCUAUCUAUAUAAAUAAAUAAAUAAAUAAAUAAA
This is a messenger RNA of Ipomoea nil (Japanese morning glory), 1964 nucleotides long. RefSeq names its product polyphenol oxidase II, chloroplastic-like. The coding region runs from base 72 to 1835 and encodes 587 amino acids. NCBI's taxonomy places the organism in Eukaryota, Viridiplantae, Streptophyta, Magnoliopsida, Solanales, Convolvulaceae. Gene Ontology annotation, biological process: pigment biosynthetic process. The record is from RefSeq and is a predicted model, not a curated record. The transcript has 2 exons. Gene Ontology annotation, molecular function: catechol oxidase activity.